Messenger RNA from Cetraspora pellucida, 2691 nucleotides. The record is from the annotation of a GenBank genome assembly. NCBI's taxonomy places the organism in Eukaryota, Fungi, Glomeromycota, Glomeromycetes, Diversisporales, Gigasporaceae.
AUGAGUUCUGCUCCCGUAUCUAUGGAGGACCAGCAAAAACUUUUAGAGGAAGCAUUGAAUGUGGUUAAAGUUCAAGCAUUUCAAAUGAAAAAAUGCCUGGCAAACAACAAACUUAUGGAUGGCUUGAAACAUUGUUCUACGAUGCUAGCAGAAUUGCGUACGUCCGUAUUGACACCAAAAAAUUAUUAUGAACUCUAUAUGGCAAUUUUUGAUGCUCUCCGACACCUCACAACAUAUCUUAUUGACGCGCAUAUCUCAGGAAAGCAUCACCUUGCAGACCUUUAUGAGUUAGUGCAGUACGCAGGAAAUAUUAUUCCACGUUUAUAUCUUAUGAUUACUGUCGGGAGCGCUUACAUGUCACAGAGAGAUGCACCAGUCAGAGAGAUUAUGAAAGAUAUUAUGGAGAUGUCUCGUGGUGUACAACAUCCGACGCGUGGAUUAUUUUUGAGGCAUUAUCUGAGUGGAAUGACGAGAGAUUCAUUACCUGUCGGGAGUGAUAAUGGUCCGCAAGGCAACCUUCAGGAUUCAAUUUCAUUUAUUCUUACUAAUUUUAUUGAGAUGAAUAAGUUAUGGGUCCGCCUUCAACAUCAGGGGCAUUCGCGUGAUCGUGAAAAAAGGGAGAUGGAACGUAAAGAAUUGAGGAUUUUAGUCGGAACGAAUUUGGUUCGCCUGAGUCAAUUAGAUGGUGUUGAUUUAGAGCUGUAUCAAAAAAAAGUAUUACCAGCAAUAUUAGAGCAAGUCAUUAAUUGUAAAGAUGUUAUUGCUCAAGAAUAUUUAAUGGAAGUCAUCAUCCAGGUAUUCCAUGAUGACUUUCAUUUGAGAACACUUGGUCCAUACUUGUCAGCCACCGCACAACUACAUCAAAAAGUUAAUAUAAAACAGAUUGUUAUUGCACUUAUUGAUCGUCUUGCUGCCUAUGCUGCUCGUGAAGCAGAUUCUGAACCACCAGAAGUGGUUAAACGUCAGGAAGAAGAAGCUGCUCGUAGGCUAGCUGAAAAAUUGAGAAGGCAAAAAAUUAGUGGAUACAGUGAUGAAAAAGAAUAUGAUGAUGAUUUACCCGAAGAAGAACCUCAAGAAGAAUUGGAUAAUGAUGACCUUUCAUCAAAUAAUAUAAAAUCUGAUGAGGAACCCACCGCAAAAAAAUUCCGUGGUAUUCCAGAAGAUGUAAAACUCUUUGAGGUUUUCUGGGGGCAAAUUGUCGAGUUGGCACGUCGCGAUUUAUCCAUCCAAGAUAUCACUGCUUUGUUGGUAUCUUUGGUUAACUUAUCAUUAAGUUGUUAUCCUGACAAGAUUGAAUAUGUUGAUCAAGUCAUAGAGUUUGCAAAACAAAAGGUUUUGGACUUCCAAGAUAGUCCUGAUUUACAUAGCCCGGCCGCUACUUCCAAUUUGCUCAAUCUACUUUUGGCACCAAUCAAUAAUUAUUCUUCCGUUAUCACUCUUCUUGCAUUGCCCAAUUAUUCUGCACUUCUCUCUGUUCAACCGUUCCAGACUCGCCGUUCUGUUGCACAUGCCAUUGUUUCCUCUAUACUCAAGAAUGAAACGAUUAUCGAGACUCCUCAGGAAGUUAAUUGCAUACUAGAUCUUUGCAGUGUCCUAACGCGUGAUCAAAAGGAUGCUACCCUUUCAAGUCCAUUUAGUGGGCUUACUGGUGGGAGAAAUACAAGAUCUGGUGGUGUUCCGCCGAUGAUGGAUCCGGAAGAAUUCGCAGAAGAGCAAGGAUGGCUUGCAAGGAUAAUUCAUUUAUUCAAAUCCCGUAAACAAUUUGCAGAAGGUGGGGAGAGAAUACGAUACACUUUCCCGCCUCUUGUUGCAUCGGCCGUUAAAUUAGCAAGAAGAUAUAUACAGAUGCAACAACGCGACGAUGGUUGGGAGAAAAAAGUACAUACCCUCUUCCGCUUUAUUCACCAGGUCAUUACUACUCUAUAUAACAAAGUUGAGUGUUCAGAGUUAUGUUUGCGAUUGUUCCUUCUCGCUGGUCAAAGUGCUGAUGAAUGUGGGUUUGAAGAAAUAUGUUACGAAUUCUUUGUUCAGGCAUUUACCAUUUACGAAGAAUCGAUUUCAGAAUCGCGCAUACAAUUUCAAGCUAUUACGCUCAUUAUUGGCACUUUACAAACUACUAGUGUGUUUGGCCCAGAAAAUUACGAUACUUUGAUUACCAAAUGUGCUCUGCAUGGAAGUAAAUUACUUAAAAAACCGGAUCAAUGCCGUGCAGUUUAUCUUUCUAGUCACCUAUGGUGGGCUACUGAGAUUGAAGGAAGAAAUAACAGACCAACUGAGGAGUUAUAUCGCGAUGGCAAGCGAGUUCUUGAAUGUUUACAAAAAGCCCUUAAAAUUGCAGAUUCUUGUAUGGAUUCUGUAACUAACGUGGAACUAUUUGUGGAAAUCUUGAAUAGAUAUAUAUAUUACUUUGAAAGGAAAAAUGAAGCUGUUACUGUUAAAUAUCUCGAUGGUUUGAUUGAUCUUAUUAAUACUAAUCUUACUAAUAUGGACAGUUCGGACCAACAUCCCCCAACAUCUGCUUCAUCAGCCCUUAUUGAACCUGAAGGAAAUUUAUCAGAGUUUGUUUUAAGACAUUUCAAAUCAACCCUUAAUCAUCUUAAUAUGCGAAAAGAAGCAGUACUUGAUGCUAAAGUACAAGGUGACAUUUUUCAGCAAAGAUAUGACGAUAUAAAUACAAAUGUCUCUUUGUGA